CGUGGUUAUGAUAAGGUAUUUAGCCGCUAGCGCGACUUUCCAAAGCUGGCGGGCCUCGGCUUCGCAGAGCUGGGUGGGUUGGUCAGGAACCUCCAGCCCGCAGGGGGAGGGAGGGAGGAGGUGGUAACCAGGUCUCUCCAGCAUAUUCAUAUUCCGGUGUCAGAUUCUGAGCUCGAGAGAAUUAUCUGUCCUCUUUUAAUUUCUCCGGUUGUAGACCUCGAGUAUUGUUCCGUGUAGUUUUCUCUGGGUUCGCUUUACCGUCCUUGUUUCUUGUUCUCUCCACGAUUGAAGUUCCGGGGUAAAUAUAUAUAUUUAUAUAUAACUAACUAUAGUAUCCUCUCCAACAAUUUGCACCGGGCCAUUUUUGAGGUAUCGACGCAUAUCAACAGGGACACGAAUCCAUAUAAAUCGGAAAGGUGGGACGAACCCAGCUCUUCGAAAUACAAUGGCACCUCCAGCAACCAUCUGGCCACCCCCAUCCCUCAAGAAGCGUGUUAAAAAAUCCCCCAAACCCAAGCCUCCCAGCUCACCAACAUGCCCCUUCUGCGCUAUAGCAGCCGCUCAUCCCCCUUCUCCACCCUCCCGUCGGGAUGUACCGAUCAAUCCACCUGCGACUAAGAGAGACGAUGCUGGCUCCCCAUCGCCCCAAGCACACCUCUUUCUCUCGACGAAGCAUGUGCUGGCGUUUCUUGACAUUAUGCCCCUGACGAGAGGUCAUGUGCUGGUGAUUGCUAGGGGUCAUUAUGAGAAAUUGGGGAAUGUUGGGGUUGAGGUUGGGAAGGAGCUUGGUAAAUGGCUCCCGAUACUUUCUCGAGUGGUGACUAGGACGGUGCUGGGCACGGACUUAGAUUCGCGCGGCGAAGAUCCGGCGCAGUGGAAUGUUGUGCAGAAUAAUGGUCCGAGAGCAUCACAAACGGUGCCUCAUGUUCAUUUCCAUAUCAUCCCACGGCCACCUCUGGAUACGAAUACUCCCACAAAGGGAGGCUGGUUGAUGUUUGGGCGCGGCCAACGAGACGAGCUUGACGAUGACGAGGCGCAGGAAACGGUAGCUCAAUUGCGGGCUGAGUUGGUGAGAGAGGUUGCCAGGGUUAAGGAAGCUGAAGGUAUCGAUUUAGAUCUCGAUGGAGAAUUCGAGCAAUCUAAAGGGAAAAGGAGAGGGCUGGAGAAAUUGUGAUCGUAGGUGGUGUUUGGAUUCGAUGGGUGAGGAAGGCGUUGCUUUUCGUUGUCGAGGUGUGGUAUUUUGAGUAGUGGGUUCUAUGGUUGCUGAAGUCUUUUUGGGAAGGAUUGUUGGAUGUUUUCUCGUGCCCUUAUAUUUUUGCGCAACAUUCCCCCUUUCCGCUUGUAUUCGGACUGAUAAGACAUGCGCUUAUAGAAUUUACGUGGACUGAUUUUUCGCUACUCAGGGAUAAGCAAUAGACAAGAGAUGGUUCAUCGAAACCAUGAAAUAAGAGCUUAGAUCGCAUGCCCACAUCAUCUUCUUCAUUGUGGUGUUUUGUUAUCAGGGCUGUCCGUGGGAGACGGCUUGGAUUUGGUAAAGUACUAUUUGACAGACGUUAGUUAUCGCCGUUCAGACAUUCCGCAUACAGUAGUAAUGUAUUCGUACCUUUCUUCGAAAAGCAUUCAGAUCAUCAGCGUUCACACCAUUUAUCUCCUCUCUUUGGCGUCGUGGUUCAGACGAUGAAAAUUCCCCAUCAGGUAGGAGGCGGUACGUAAGUAAACGGCGGGACCCUGCACAAACAGUGUAUUAGGGGGGAGAUCCAACGGUGAUUAUCACAAAAAAGGUUGGGACAAAAGAAGAGUUAAUCCUGCGUUGAAUGGGAGAACUUACAGUGGCCAAAAGGUUGUACGCAGACACUCACAAGUUCUAGCCGGGGAUGGCUGGGGAUUUUAAGCUCGACAUCAUCUUCAUUGGCAGUGGGCAUCCAAAGAGAAAGUCUCCCGUCUUGGACAAGGGUGCGGGCAGCAAAAUCGAGGAUAUCGUCUAGCAUUGCGUCGAAGCUGUAGGGCUUCUUGGGCGCGAUGUACCCGUCCAGACUGGUUGUUAGGGAAGAAGCAUAUAUGUUAGCUUUUUG
This is a messenger RNA of Blastomyces dermatitidis ER-3, 2072 nucleotides long. Its product is annotated as HIT domain-containing protein. The transcript has 3 exons. NCBI's taxonomy places the organism in Eukaryota, Fungi, Ascomycota, Eurotiomycetes, Onygenales, Ajellomycetaceae. Gene Ontology annotation, biological process: nucleotide metabolic process. The record is from RefSeq and is a predicted model, not a curated record. Gene Ontology annotation, molecular function: catalytic activity. Bases 446 to 1174 code for a protein of 242 amino acids.